Molecule: messenger RNA, 1005 nt
Organism: Sporisorium graminicola
Lineage: Eukaryota; Fungi; Basidiomycota; Ustilaginomycetes; Ustilaginales; Ustilaginaceae
Exons: 1
Coding region: 1-1005 (334 amino acids)
Molecular function (GO): hydrolase activity
Source: RefSeq, a predicted model, not a curated record
AUGGUCGCUCACGGUCGCUACAUCACCGAGAAGGUGACCUACCCAUCCCACGGCGAGACCAUCGCUGGUAUCCUCUACCGUCCCACUGGUGUUUCCAAUCCGCCUGGGGUUGUGCUCAUCGGCCCUUACUCUUUUGUCAAGGAGCAAGCGCCUCUGCAGUAUGCCACGAGACUCGCCGACGAGGGUUACGCUGCUUUGAUCUUUGACCCUCGCACUGUUGGCGAGAGUACGGGCAAGCCACGCCGACUGGAGAAUCCUAGAUUGAAGAACGAGGAUGCGGUUGCCGGUCUCGACUAUCUCGUUAGUCGAGGCGAUGUCAACAUGUCCAAGUUGUUCCUCGUCGGAAUUUGCCAAGGCGGUCCGCAGUGUCUAGACAUUGCUUCGCGUGACGAUCGCGUUGCCGGGGUAGCAUCCGUCACUGGCUACUACCGUGAUCGAGAAACCGACAUUUGGAUGAUCGGUUCGGGCUGCGUAGCUUGGAAGCCGGGUGCCGAUAUCGCCACCCUCAAGAUGCCCACUCCCGAACAGGGAGAGGCUCUCUACACUGCUCGCCUCAAAAGGGCCGAAAAGGCCCGGAGCUUGUUUUACGAGACCGGCGAGGUGGUCUAUGCACCCUUGGUGGACCCGGAGGCUGCUGAUCCCGAUGUCGGAUCGCUCGCUGGUCUUCCGGGACCUGUGAGCUGGUCGUUCUACGGGCCGUGGACGUUGAAGAAUUUCGACAACCGAUACGCCGUGAUGAGUGAUCUGGAUCACUUCAGCUAUACCACCGUUCCCGGCGUGGCAAAGCUCGAGAAACCGGCACUCAUCAUCCACGGCGACAACUGCAUGAACGCUCCCGCUGCCAAGCGUCAUUUCGAGUCGAUCCCUACGAGCAAGAAGAAGCUCAUCUGGAACAAUGAAGUGUCGCACUUUCAGCACUACGAGCAGCCUGAUUGCGUCGAUCAGAACGUCGGAGAGAUCGCCAGCUGGUUUCAGAAGGUGAUUGACGGGGCCGAGUUGCCAUGA